AUGGAGCGCAAAAUCAAAGAGCCUUCUGACAUGGCCCUUUGGUACGCAUCGCCAGCCUAUGGCGAUAUCACCGAUUUCUUAAAAUCUUGCAAUACCCAGCUGGCGGGCAAGACCCUAAGUGCCCUUGCAACUUUCAAAGUAUGCCUUGCAGAUUCAAUUGCACUAGAUCCGCCUUUGGCAACAAGAUAUGGAAAUGCGGCAUUCAGGCGCUUCAUUUCAGCGGUCGAGUCAGAUGUGCUACCAAAAAUAGCGGAUCUUGAACUGCGGACCUAUCUGCUUGAAAGCUUUGGAAAUCCACUCAGGAUCGAUUAUGGCACUGGUCACGAACUCAUGUUUAUUUGCUUUCUUACUAUUCUUUGGAAACAUCUCAACUUUGCGUAUCAAUCUAAGACGGCAUCUGAGGAUCAAAUCCUGUUCCCCUGUACCAAGUCAGGAGAUCAACUGUCGCUGAUGGACAAGCCUUCUAUCAAAGAAGCGCUUGACAUGCUUCCGCUUCUUUUUUCCAGGUACCUGGAAAUAUGUCGCUGCAUCCAACUUCGUUUUCGCUUGGAACCCGCAGGCUCACAUGGUGUGUGGGGACUCGAUGACUUUCAAUUUAUUCCAUUUCUUUGGGGCUCUGCCCAGCUCAUGAAUGAGGCUGAAGAAUCUUCAAUACCCCCGAGCGCCGCCGUUCCGAAAGAUAGCCUCUCCAUUGCCAUGAUAGAGGAGUUGAGUCAGGACUAUUUCUACUUUGGCGCUAUCAAUUUUAUUUGCACAGUAAGUCCCCUUCUUGCAGGCCAACUUUAG
Messenger RNA from Mitosporidium daphniae, 786 nucleotides. RefSeq names its product serine/threonine-protein phosphatase 2A activator. Gene Ontology annotation, biological process: mitotic spindle organization. The record is from RefSeq and is a predicted model, not a curated record. The transcript has 2 exons. Bases 1 to 786 code for a protein of 261 amino acids. NCBI's taxonomy places the organism in Eukaryota, Fungi, Microsporidia. Gene Ontology annotation, molecular function: peptidyl-prolyl cis-trans isomerase activity; protein tyrosine phosphatase activator activity. Gene Ontology annotation, cellular component: protein phosphatase type 2A complex; cytoplasm; nucleus.